CAGUUAAACGUUAACCUAUAAACUUAGAAAAAUGUCAUAAAAUAAACAUUUAUUGUUGCACACAAUAAAAGUGAAGUGCUUCACCACUCUUAAAUCCUAAACAUAAGUGCAAGAUGACCCACAAUCCAAACAGCAGCCAUUCAUUCCAUCGAAGUCAAUCCGCGGAUCUGACUCAACCCCAACCAAGGGUCCUGCUUACAGCUCAUUCAAGCAACACUUUACCGUCGAUGUCAGUGUCAGGAUCAUUCCAUAGAACAGUUGAAAGUGCCAGACACUUGAGGGAUAGUUUUUCCAGUGUCAUACGAGGCAUAGAGCCUCUAGUUGAAACAGCUCGAACUGUGAAUGCUGAAGUCUCGAGUUUCUUGAACAGGCCUCAGUCGGAGUCGAACUUAAGUAGGCCUCCUGGUAACGACGACGGCAGUUUUGUCAUUAAUUUACAUGUACCUCCGACCCCCAGGGAAACCGAAGCAACAGAGGAGAUUAAUAUAGAGGACGUAGGGAACUUUUUGAAUAAUCCAACUAACAAUACAGACAAUAACAAUACUGAUGACCAAGAAAGAAUGCAAACUGUGAUCGAGGCGCAAGAAUGUUUGAAAGUUUUGUUGAAAUAUGUUCCCUUUAUUCUAAUUUUAUUAGCAAAAGCUGUAUACGACUAUCACGAAGGUAUUUUCAUACUCAUUAUAUUAUUUGUGACGUUUGCUCAUUCAAACUCCGCUGUGAAAAAAGAAGCGAUCAAGAGACAAAGGAGAAGUAUUUCAACUCUUUCUCUAGAGUUAGUGUACAUCUUCGUGUGUUUGGUGUUUAUUCAUUACGUGUUUGAGGAUGAUCUGCACAAUUUUAACAUAGUUCUCAAUUUGGUGUUGAUAAGGACUUUUACUCAUCCACUUUCUGUGUGGAAUCUGCUUUGGAUCGUUCUCAUAACCGAUUUCGUAUUAAAGUUGUUUACCGUUAGUAUCAAGAUACUUAUCACCAUGCUACCAGGGGCCGUUUUAGAGUUUAAGAAAAGGGGAAAAGUUUAUUUAUUCAUCGAAGCAGUAUCGCAGCUUUAUAGAAGCAUCGCAGCGAUUCAACCCUGGCUGUACUACCUCCUUGAAUCAUAUCAAGGCCCGGAAAAAAUUGUUGCUGUAUUUUUGUCAGCAUUCUAUAUGAUUUCGAAGGGCACCGAUUUAAUGUCGAGGAUGAAACUGUUGAAGACUGCUUUCUUCAAAGUUUUACAGAAUGUGAGUAUCGGAUCCUCCCCUAGCAAGGACCAGAUACAGACGGCGGGGGACCACUGCCCCAUCUGUCACGACGAAUACGACUCUCCGGUUUUGCUCCAAUGCCGCCACAUUUUCUGCGAGAGUUGCGUCACGACCUGGUUUGACAGGGAACAGACUUGUCCCCUGUGCAGGGCUAAAAUUGUCGACGACCCCGCCUGGCGGGACGGUUCCACUUCGUAUUUCAUGCAGCUGUUUUAGAUUUGGACAUAUUUUUAUACUGAGUUGAUUGUUUUUAGAAGCGUGGGGGAAUUCUGUGAAUGAUAUAUUUUUGUAAAACUUAUUUUUAUUUAAUCUCAUAUAUAUUCUAUCUUUAUAGUUUAGGAGAAGCGACUGAGGGUAUUGUUUGUUAUUAAUAUAUAUCGGAGGAAAGAAACCGACUAGCUUAUUAAUAUGUCUAGUAUUAAGAAUAAUAAACGUCUAUAAACAAUGCGUUUUUCUUAGUUUGAUUUGGAAGAAUCGACCGACUAAAUGUUGCAAAACUCGGAGGUGUGACUGAUUUUCAGGAAAAAGUUUAUAUACUCGCAAGAAUGUACUCAUAUAUUUUUAUGUAUUGUCUGGUCUGAAAAUAUAAGGAUACUUCUAAUCGAAAUUUAAAUUCAAUUCUGUUGCAUUUUCAUUAUUGUCGCUAUUUAAUCUUAUCUUCCAGUUAGUGUCAAGAACGAAAAUGCAUUUGUAAAACAGAUUAUUUUUUCUUAUCUUUCUCUUUAUUGUACACAGUCCGGUAACUAAGUUUUAAGACUGACUUUAUUGUGGCGCUAUCUAUGAACGGAACUACGUAGUGCGAAGCCUUUCGAGCGACCGAACAAAAGAGUGUCCGCAAAGAUCGUCCGUUUUUUCACAAUUCGCAGAGAACUAAAGAAAAUCGAUAAAAAUAUGUUUUUGGUCUCAA
Molecule: messenger RNA, 2148 nt
Organism: Anoplophora glabripennis (Asian longhorned beetle)
Lineage: Eukaryota; Metazoa; Arthropoda; Insecta; Coleoptera; Cerambycidae
Product: E3 ubiquitin-protein ligase RNFT1
Exons: 3
Coding region: 114-1457 (447 amino acids)
Biological process (GO): positive regulation of ERAD pathway
Molecular function (GO): ubiquitin protein ligase activity
Source: RefSeq, a predicted model, not a curated record